CAUAUUGUGCUCGAUUGUCCAAGUCUAGAUCGGCGUGGGAAGUUUGGUGGCUCUCGUCCUUCUACUGCGGUUCCUGCGUACGGCGUGCAACUUCCUUCGACGCUGCAGUCCGUGCCAGCACCCUCUGCUAGUUUGCUAGGUGAUCCUCCUGCUCAUGCCACCUUGUCCUCUGGGACUCUUGAGCAACUUGUUCAGUCUGCCCUUCAGAAGGUUCUCCCUUCGACAUUGCAAUCUGUUUUCUCGGCUACUCCUCCGACAGGAUCGGAGCACGGGGAGGACGCUGGGUAAAGGUUCGAAGCGUGGGCGCACUUACACCUUAGACAGUUUGGAGUCUUUGGAGACAUGUUCGCCUUUGGGGAAUGGACACAUGGUGGUUGACGCGCCCUCUGCUGCCAAGAAUCUCUCGAGUUUUGCUAGUG
Molecule: messenger RNA, 419 nt
Organism: Linum tenue
Lineage: Eukaryota; Viridiplantae; Streptophyta; Magnoliopsida; Malpighiales; Linaceae
Source: the annotation of a GenBank genome assembly